GACAGGGAUUUCUAUUUCGCGGAGCAGCGCUUUUUCUGACGUCUAACCGCUUCCAGACGGAGGGAAGGGGAAAGAAACGGGACUGAUUUCGCUUUAAAGCUGGCCGAUUUUAAAUCCGCCCCAAAAAACCAUCCUGUUUCUUUUUAUUGGUAUUAUUUAUGUCCUAUCACUUGUGUGUAGUGAUGUCCUGCGAGGAUGAUGUCUAAGCUGAGGGACGCGCUGUGCUGAUUGGAUUCGGACCACACUGGGAAUAUCUCUGAAUCAAUAUCUCAGCAUUAUCAGUAAUAACUGGAGAAAUGUGAGUACCAACAGUUGGCUUUGAGGUCCAGUUAGGCUUUUAUUUACCAAACCAAAGGGGCUGGGGAGGGAGGGCUUUCAGCCCAUGCACAGGUUGUCAUAGCAUCCAAUUAAUAUUUUCAAUCUACCACAGGAGCUUUAGUUUGGACAAUGUGUUCGUUUUCCAAUACCAUCCCUCAGCUCAGGUUGGGUUAAUUCAGGUUCUCACAGUGAGUUGAAAGCAGCAGUAUUCACACACUGAGAUUUAGAUUACAGUCAUGGCUAAAAAUCCCUCAGAGGGGGCCAAAGAUGACCUGAGCCAGAUGACUGAUGAUGACCUGCUGCGGUUCAGCAAAGAGGAGCUGGUGAGGAAAUUAAGGAAGGUGGAUGUGGAGAAAAUGAACUUGAUGAUUGAGCAUGGCAACAUGAUGAAAGACAUCAACCGACGGCUGCAGCUGCACCUGCAUGAGAUCAGGAGUCUGAAAGAGGUCAACCAGAAGCUGCAGGAUGACAACCAUGAGCUCCGGGAGCUCUGCUGCUUCCUGGAUGAUGACAGGCAGAAGGGCAAGAAGCUGUCCAGGGAGUGGCAGCGCUUCGGCCGCUACACUGCCAGCGCCAUUUGGAAGGAGGUAGGUGCCUACAUGAUGAAGCUAAAAGAGCUGGAGGCCAACCAGGAGAGUGUGCUGAGGGAGAACUCUGAGCUGAAGGAGAUCAUCCUCAUGCUGGAUGAGGAGAGGAACGGGGCUGGCUCCAGGAGCUCCAUAGACAGCCAGUCUAGCCUCAGCAACCUGAACGGUGGAGCUGGGACAGUCAGAGAUGUUGGAGAUGGAAGCAGCACGUCCAGCACAGGGAGCGCCGGCAGCCCAGAUCACCACAACCAUGUACACAAACCCUCAGAGAACAGUAAGAUGCCCACCAUGAGGAGGUCAAUGGAUGAUCUGUCUGCACCCCAUCACCACAGGAGCAUCCCUAAUGGAUUGAACGAUUCCUCCACCAACUACAUCAGGCAGCUGGAGACGAAGGUCCGGAUAUUGGAGGACGAUAACAAUAAGCUCCUCUCUCAGGCCCAAAACCGCUAUAGCUUAUCACAGAUACAGAUGAAACAGGCCCAAAACCGCUAUAGCUUAUCACAGAUACAGAUGAAACAGCAGUGUAACCCAGGUGACCUUCGAGCCCUGAGGAAGGGAAUGACGCUGUACCACUCCGAGUCCCAGCUGUCCUCACUGCCCCAGCGCCAGGAGGCCAUGCACAUGGGAACAAACCGUCUACCAACCAGUGAAUCGUCUCCAGCCACCGGCUACCUGUCCUGCGUCCAGAAGCCUGAGGCAGUGGUGCACGCCAUGAAGGUUCUAGAGGUCCACGAGAAUCUGGACAAGCAGACUCCUAAGGACUAUGAGGACGAUCUCAGUGAGAAGGAGAAGGCCAUCGUGCGAGAGAUGUGCAACGUGGUGUGGAGAAAACUGGGCGAUGCCGCAGGAUCAAAAAUGUCCAUCAGGCAGCAUCUCUCUGGGAACCAGUUCAAGGGCCCGCUGUAACACGGCAGCCGACGACGCAACCGAUCCACACUUACCUGGGAUAACGCCACCUUACUACCUGCCUAGACGACCCGUCACGCCGUGCUCCCCCACUGCCGACGAAGCUCAGCUUCCCUGCAGCAAACACUCUCUAUAGAAGGCUACAGAAUGAACAAUGUAGUCCGGUAGUUACAUGUACAGUCAAAAUGUACUCUUUCCUAACCUGUCAAUGGUAAAGUUGACUACUGGCAGCUAGUUUGGCCAAUUACUUUUUAUCCACAGACACACACCCGCUUUUAGCUUCUUAUUUAAGAGCAUAGCUGCUCUCUUAUGAGCCAGCGGUG
Messenger RNA from Cyprinodon tularosa, 2134 nucleotides. It is a transcript of the gene ccdc85cb, whose product is annotated as coiled-coil domain containing 85C, b. NCBI's taxonomy places the organism in Eukaryota, Metazoa, Chordata, Actinopteri, Cyprinodontiformes, Cyprinodontidae. The record is from RefSeq and is a predicted model, not a curated record. The transcript has 8 exons. Gene Ontology annotation, cellular component: apical junction complex. Bases 555 to 1811 code for a protein of 418 amino acids.